AUUAAAGAUUCAUUAUAAAUUAAAACUAUUUCAUCAUGGCAAAGCAUCAUCCCGAUUUGAUUUUCUGCCGCAAACAGCCUGGUGUUGCCAUUGGCCGGCUGUGCGAAAAGGAUGAUGGAAAAUGUGUGAUUUGUGACUCGUACGUGCGUCCGUGCACUUUGGUGCGCAUCUGUGAUGAGUGCAAUUAUGGUUCGUAUCAGGGACGCUGCGUUAUUUGCGGCGGUCCCGGCGUCUCCGAUGCAUACUACUGCAAAUCCUGCACAAUACAGGAAAAGGAUCGAGACGGUUGUCCCAAGAUUGUCAAUUUGGGCAGUUCGAAAACAGAUUUGUUCUAUGAGCGCAAAAAAUAUGGCUUCAAACAGAACUAUUAGAAGAAUGAAAGACUACCUCAGGUGUAAUGCUAAUAAAUUUGUAUUUGUAAUUUAAUGCAUAUUCACAUAAAGUUUUAUUCAUGGAAAUUAA
This is a messenger RNA of Drosophila grimshawi, 462 nucleotides long. RefSeq names its product PHD finger-like domain-containing protein 5A (gene Phf5a). NCBI's taxonomy places the organism in Eukaryota, Metazoa, Arthropoda, Insecta, Diptera, Drosophilidae. The record is from RefSeq and is a predicted model, not a curated record. Gene Ontology annotation, biological process: mRNA splicing, via spliceosome. The coding region runs from base 36 to 371 and encodes 111 amino acids. Gene Ontology annotation, cellular component: precatalytic spliceosome; U2 snRNP; U12-type spliceosomal complex. The transcript is spliced from 4 exons.